UUCCGCGAGGAGCGGUUUGGCAAACCCUCUUCCUACUAUGUGCGGUGCUUUUCAUAAAUGAGGUCCGUUCGGAAGGCAGAGUUGUUUGCUACUACACAAAUUGGAGUGUCUACAGACCGGGUACAGCGAAAUUCAAUCCGCAGAAUAUUAAUCCAUAUUUGUGUACACAUUUGGUGUACGCUUUUGGUGGAUUCACAAAGGACAAUCAGAUGAAACCGUUCGACAAAUACCAGGACAUAGAACAGGGCGGCUAUGCCAAAUUCACGGGGCUUAAAACAUACAACAAGCAACUGAAAACAAUGAUUGCCAUCGGCGGUUGGAAUGAGGCCUCAUCACGUUUUUCUCCGCUUAUGGCGAAUUCAGAGCGACGGCAAAAAUUUAUUAAGAACAUUUUGAAAUUCCUGCGUCAGAACCACUUCGAUGGCAUCGAUUUGGAUUGGGAGUAUCCGGCACAGCGUGAGGGUGGUAAGGAGCGCGACCGGGAUAAUUAUGCACAGUUUGUGCAAGAGUUGCGCGCUGAAUUCGAACGUGAGGCGGCGAAGACCGGACGGCCACGUCUGCUGUUGACAAUGGCCGUGCCGGCAGGUAUUGAGAACAUCGAAAAGGGUUACGACAUACCAAAACUGAACAAGUACCUUGAUUGGUUCAAUGUGCUCUCGUAUGAUUUUCAUUCAUCGCACGAGCCAUCAGCUAAUCAUCAUGCUCCAUUGUACUCGCUGGAGGAAGAGUCCGAGUACAAUUAUGAUGCAGAGUUGAAUAUUGACUAUUCCAUCAAAUAUUAUUUGAAAGCCGGUGCUGACCGCGACAAAUUGGUGUUGGGCAUACCCACAUAUGGACGUUCAUACACACUCAUCAAUGAGGAGAGCACAGAAAUUGGAGCACCAUCGGAGGGACCAGGUGAACAGGGUGAUGCCACACGCGAAAAGGGAUAUUUGGCUUACUAUGAGAUAUGCCAAAAUCUAAAAGAGGACCCAGAGUGGACUGUCGUGCAACCAAAUCCGAAUGCAAUGGGGCCAUACGCCUACAGACGCAACCAAUGGGUUGGUUAUGACGAUGAAGCCAUUGUACGUAAGAAAGCUCAAUACGUCGUCGAGCACGGUUUAGGUGGUAUAAUGUUUUGGGCCAUAGACAACGAUGAUUUCCGAGGUACUUGCUCCGGCAAACCAUACCCGCUCAUAGAGGCUGCCAAGGAAUCCAUGUUAGAGAGCUUGGGACUUGGUAUUAACGAAGUCGCUAAACCAAAUGCACCCAAAAAGCCUUCACGGUCACGUAGUCGUGAAAACUCAUCUUCGAAGCUGAAUCGAAUUGGUGGCAGCAGCGAGGGUAAAGGCUCUUCGGGUCGGGUAACUUUGAGUAGUGGACGUCGUCGCGCGCAAUCCUCACCCUCUACGACAACAACGCGGGAGCCCGAGACAACGAUACGACUGACAAAUCCAGAGGGUUCUUCGUUGUAUAUUGGUGGCCGUGUAACGACGCCAGCUCCACCAACUACGCCUGAUCCAGGAACUGAUUUCAAAUGCGAAGAGGAAGGGUUCUUCCAACAUCCACGCGAUUGUAAGAAAUAUUAUUGGUGCUUGGACAGCGGCCCGUCGGGAUUGGGUAUUGUGGGUCACAUGUUUACUUGUCCAUCGGGCUUGUACUUUAAUCCCGCAGCUGAUUCGUGCGAUUUUGCUCGCAAUGUGCCCUGCAAAAUCAAAAAAACUACCACUGCAGCGCCUAUCAGCAGUACUACUACAACAACCACCACACCCCGCCCCACAGCUUCUAUCAAUCGCAUCUCGGCUGCCACUUCGCGCACAUCAUUUUUCAGAACUACCACCCCAACUACAACUACUCCAACACCAAUCGAAUAUGAAGAUGAAGAGGAGGAGAUAGAGGAAGAUGUGCCAACACACUAUAAAGACAAGGAAGCCGAAGAAGACCCACAGGUCAUAAAAGAACUCAUUGAGCUAAUUCGCAAAGUCGGUGGCAUUGAGGAGUUGGAAAAACAUUUGCUACGCAAAGAUGAUGGCACGAUAUCAAUUAAAAGUAGCUCCAGUGAGUCGAAUGCGGCCACUACUCAAUCACCUAUUAGCAAAAGUCUGUACGAUAAAGUGCUCAGCAAGCCCAAUUCAUACAACUCGAUCCGUAAUCGUUUCACUUCGUCGUCACUAUUUCGAAAAUCUAGUCAAGCCAACACUGAGCAAACAGCGAACUCCAAAUUUGAAAGCGAUGAGUCGCAAGUUAAUGAAGGAAGCAUCAGCAGUGGAUUCUCCAAAUACUCCUCAGUAGUGCGUGGUAACAGUAGACAGGGCCCCCAAAAUGAGGGUCUAGAUAAAUUGUCUGAAUUCGAUGGCUUCUUGAAAGAAAAAAAGCAAUAUGUUACAAUUAAUAGAAAUAGAGGCUCUCUUAGAGGGCAGGAGGAUGAAGAUGACGUGGAAGAAAAACAGGUUACAGAGCACGAAAGCGAAGAUGAUGAAGAGGUGGAGUUGAAGAGUAGGGCUAAGACCACAAGGCGACCAACGAAUACGGUGACUCCCUCUUACGCUAGCAUACGACGUGCACGACCAUCGACUGUUCGAACGGAAACAGAGGAGGAAGCUGCCAGCGAUGAAGAAGUAAAAACCUCAAAGGAAAACGAAGAAAAACGAGCAUAUACUUCUUUGAAUCGGAAUCGUGGCAGGUACACAUCUACUGAAAGCAGUCAAAAAGCUGAAGAAGUUAUAACUAAUGCAAAUAGGUAUAAAUAUCUGGAACGUCCACGACCACAAAACAGGCUUAAGACAACUUUCACCAGCCAAGAUGAGGAAAGCUUAUCCGGAGACGAUGAGGAGGAUCAAGAGGAAGAACAAAAUGUAACGGUACAAUUAAAUCGGGCAGCAAUUGAUUCCACACAAAAAUCAACACAAAGCACAACACGCAUCUAUGCGAGUAUAGGUCGUCGUACAACCACUACAACAACAGAGACUCCAACCACCCAAGAAACUCCAACCAGAUACAAUUUAUUAGAAAACACAUUUAACAACGAAACACCUGAACCAAUUUUACCAAAUACUACCACUGCCGCAACCGCAAAUGACUCACCCACCUUUUCCAUAACCAUUAAAAAUACUAAUCCCGAAAUCAUUUCCACUGUCACCACAUCCACAUCCAGUCCUACCAUUUCUACAACAAAUGCUUCCGCCACCACAAUAACAUCAACCACAUCAAAUGAUAAUGAACUAGUCGAUUCCCUACCCACAAUUACCACUCUCCCUCCAACCUUUGAGCAUGAAUCGAAGCAACCCUUAGACCUUUCGCUUGAUGUGAAUUCCCUUAUUGAAAAAACCGCCUCUACUGCAAAUCCAACGACUGCAAGUGCAACCGAAAAACUGGAAACAGAAGGCGCUGAGACAACAACUGCUCGAACAACUACAGCUACCGAAACAUUGACAAGCACCGCCACCACCACAACCACCACUGACACUGACCAACCCCCCUCCGCCGACGAGGUAACGAAUUUAAGCAAUAAUCGCCUAAAGACACAAUAUAAAUUUACAACAAGAACACGUAAUGUAACAAAAUCAACAACUACAACUGCAAACACUGACACAGACCUAGAUAAUGAAAAUCAUAUUAACAGAAAAAACAACAACAACAACAAAAUUUUAAGUGAAACAAAGAAAACUAGUCUAAAUACUGGUAGUAAUAGUAGUACGGAUGAUAAGUUUAAUAGUAGUGUUAGAGGUAAUACCGUUAAAUACUCUGGUGGUAGAAGACAACAACAAUUAAACGAGUUACUAACUCGCAAAAAUCAAAUCCAAAAUCAACAGACGGAUUCCUCCAACAUCAUAACUACUACCGAAUCAGCACCCACUAAUGAGUUCCUGGGAACUGUAUCUAGCCCUAGACCUUUCGGUUUCCCAAGGCGUCGUACGCGCCCGAAUAACUCCAAUCCAACAAACACCGAAGAUACAAAAUCCACCACUGAAAGUAUAGAAGAUGAACAAAGCGUAGUAAAAACGAGGUUAUCAGCAACAAAUGCCUCCAAAACCAAGGUGAGUUCCAAUUCAGAUGUGUUGCAAGUACAAAAAGGAUUGGAAACAAAUGAUAAGGUCAGCACUACGCGCACCCAUACACAAGCAAAAAUGCACACACACACGCAUUUAGUAGAUGUAGUAGAUGGUGUUAGUGGUACAAAUUCAAAUAGUCUAAGGCAUGUUGUAGAUAGAAAUCUUAGCUUAAGUAUAACUGAUUCACUUUCAGCAGAAAAGAGUGGCAGUCGAGCGUAUGCCUCCAAUGAGGCAAAGAGUAAGCUCGAAAGCAAUGACGAACACCUAAUUAAUACACUUAGUGAGAAUAAAAAUAGGGAUAGAGUUACACAACUAAAUUCUCUGACUGCAAAUGCCAAGGACGAGACAUUGCAGACAAGUAAGUAUCGCGGCAAAAGUUUGACAGCAGAGGCAGAGUCAGAGGAAAAUGACAACGCGAAAGUUACAGAUGGCCAUGCAAAUUUCCGUGGUCGUGGCUUAAAGAUGAUAAACGAAGAAAAUGCAGAUGCGAAGAGUGCAAACGAUGAAAAUGAGAUUCAUACGGAAACAAAAGAAAUUAAUCAGAAUAACAGUGCGAAUCACACGCAAUCCACUUAUGCUACACUCGUCAAAGACGACAACAAUCAAAUUUCAGUUUCCGAGCUGACUACUCAAACCAAUGAAACCUCCAUAACGGAUGAGGGCAAUGGUAAAGUGAAGAUUCAAACAACUUACACCACAAUCACUAGUGGUGGCGAUAACUUGGAGGAAAAUAAGUCACUAUCUAAUGAAAAAUCAUAUAAACAAACCGAAAUAAAUAUUAAUGGAAAUGCGAAUAGUGAAAAUGUUGGUAAAGCAUAUGCCACUAUUAAGAGAAAUCGCACACAAGAAAACGAGCAUACAUUAGAGCUCAACUCCUCCAAAUAUUUGGAUGACCUCAGCGACAGAAACACCACCACUGUCCAAACAAGCGACGACGGCAAUACCGUGCGUACAACAACUUAUCAUACAACAAAAACCAGUGAGAACGGUAAGAUCAUAACCACGACAAUUGAGGAGAUAAUAACCACACAAAUAAAAAUAGCAGAUUCUGAAGUGAUGAAAAAUGGGUCCAAUGUAGAUUCGAAAUACCAAACAAUAACACGUCGCACAGAAAAUCACGGUCCUACUACUGAAACCAUACAUUACAACACAAUUGUGCGCGGUAACGAAGGUAUACAGCUAAACGAGGGAAAGUCUUCUUCAUUCUUCCGAAAUCUCGACGAAGUUGCAAAGCAAGCCGAAACAAGUCGCGAUCGCAUCUACGAGGGUAUAUCUCGAGGUGGUAAAUUACCGCAAUCUGACGGUGAAAAUACAGCGUCCGAGGUUACGGGAACCACGACCAUAAAGUCGAAUAUAAAUAAUGACCAGCUUAAUACCGAUCAAAUUGCAAGCAAAUAUCACACAAUAAAUCGUGGACAUUCAACCCACACUCAUCAAGUGAAUUCUUCUACGUCAAACCAGCGUGAAAAUAGUCGCUUCACGGACAAGACGAGUAAAGAUGUCACGGGUGAAUUCAUUAGUGAAAAUCUAUUUAAAGCACAAACGUCAUCGCAGGAAAUAAAAAAUGAAGAGACACUUGCGAUUGCUACAAAUGGGUCUAAGAGCCAUUUUACAACAACUUCGACGUCUGCUGAAGCCUCAUUGGAGGAUGAAAAUACGGCAGCCGAAGUAAUUAACGACGAAAUUCACUCAACAUUAACGAACUUAGAAACUACCACCGAAAGUUAUUCCUCAACUAUUCCGUCAAAAUCACAACCUGAGUAUUCUACUAUUUCGUCAACAGAAACCACAGAAGACGUCUCGGCUAAGGUAUUAUCUAAUAUUCGAAGAAGACCCAUUACAACCAAUGCCCCGGCAACUAUUGCUCCGCCAAGCUCUGCAGUAAUGACUGGGUCCAAAAUUCAAAGUAUACCAAUUAUAACCACGCCGCCAGAAAGUACCACUCUCCCAGAGUUGGUAGAAACUACUACUUCGCCGACUUUUGAAUCUGACACGAUUUCUAGUAAGCGAAAAUUUACGCAUCUCAAAGUUGAUACGUCAUCAAAGGUUAAGGAAGAAAACUCCAAUGAAGCAAGUUCCAAAGUUCGAGUUAGACCAACUACAACCCCAGCGCCAGAAAGUACCACUCUCCCAGAGUUGGUAGAAACUACUACUUCACCGACUUUUGAAUCUGACACGAUUUCUAGUAAGCGAAAAUUUACGCAUCUCAAAGUUGAUACGUCAUCAAAGGUUAAGGAAGAAAACUCCAAUGAAGCAAGUUCCAAAGUUCGAGUUAGACCAACUACAACCCCAGCGCCAGAAAGUACCACUUUCCAAGAGAUAACUGAAACUACUGCAUCACUGACUUUUGAUUCUGAUACGAUUUCCAGUAAGCAAACCCUUACACGUCAUAAAGCUGGUACUUCCUCUGAGGUUAUAGAAGAGAACUCGAAUCACACAAGGUCUAAGGUUCGAGCUAGACCAACUACAACCUCAGCGCCAGAAAGUUCCACUUCGCCAGAGAUGAUUGAAACUACUGUAUCACCGGCUUUUGAAUCCGAUACGAUUUCUAGUAAGCAAACCUUUACGCGUCACAAAUUUGGUGCAUCAUCUAAGGUCGCGGAAGAUACCUCCAGUCAAAUAAGAUCCAAAGUUCUUGGUGGAACAACUACAACCUCAGCGCCAGAAAGUUCCACUCUGCCAGAGAUUAUUGAAACUACUGUAUCACCAACUUUUGAAUCCGAUACGAUUUCUAGUAAGCAAACCUUUACGCGUCACAAAUUUGGUGCAUCAUCUAAGGUCGCGGAAGAUACCUCCAGUCAAAUAAGAUCCAAAGUUCUUGGUGGAACAACUACAACCUCAGCGCCAGAAAGUUCCACUCUGCCAGAGAUUAUUGAAACUACUGUAUCACCGACUUUUGAAUCCGAUACGAUUUCUAGUAAGCAAACCUUUACGCGUCACAAAUUUGGUGCAUCAUCUAAGGUCACGGAAGAUAACUCCCUUAAAAUAAGGUCCAAAGUUCGAGGUAGAACAACCACAACCUCAGCGCCAGAAAGUUCCACUCUGCCAGAGAUGAUUGAAACUACUGUAUCACCGGCUUUUGAAUCCGAUACGAUUUCUAGUAAGCAAACCUUUACGCGUCACAAAUUUGGUGCAUCAUCUAAGGUCGCGGAAGAUAACUCCAGUCAAAUAAGCUCCAAAGUUCGAGGUAGAACAACUACAACCUCAGCGCCAGAAAGUUCCACUCUGCCAGAGAUGAUUGAAACUACUGUAUCACCGACUUUUGAAUCCGAUACGAUUUCUAGUAAGCAAACCUUUACGCGUCACAAAUUUGGUGCAUCAUCUAAGGUCGUGGAAGAUAACUCCAGUCAAAUAAGGUCCAAAGUUCUUGGUGGAACAACUACAACCUCAGCGCCAGAAAGUUCCACUCUGCCAGAGAUUAUUGAAACUACUGUAUCACCGGCUUUUGAAUCCGAUACGAUUUCUAGUAAGCAAACCUUUACGCGUCACAAAUUUGGUGCAUCAUCUAAGGUCGCGGAAGAUAACUCCCCUCAAAUAAGGUCCAAAGUUCUUGGUGGAACAACCACAACCUCAGCGCCAGAAAGUUCCACUCUGCCAGAGAUUAUUGAAACUACUGUAUCACCGACUUUUGAAUCCGAGACGAUUUCUAGUAAGCAAACCUUUACGCGACACAAAUUUGGUGCAUCAUCUAAGGUCGCGGAAGAUACCUCCAGUCAAAUAAGAUCCAAAGUUCUUGGUGGAACAACUACAACCUCAGCGCCAGAAAGUUCCACUCUGCCAGAGAUUAUUGAAACUACUGUAUCACCAACUUUUGAAUCCGAUACGAUUUCUAGUAAGCAAACCUUUACGCGUCACAAAUUUGGUGCAUCAUCUAAGGUCGCGGAAGAUACCUCCAGUCAAAUAAGAUCCAAAGUUCUUGGUGGAACAACUACAACCUCAGCGCCAGAAAGUUCCACUCUGCCAGAGAUUAUUGAAACUACUGUAUCACCAACUUUUGAAUCCGAUACGAUUUCUAGUAAGCAAACCUUUACGCGUCACAAAUUUGGUGCAUCAUCUAAGGUCGCGGAAGAUACCUCCAGUCAAAUAAGAUCCAAAGUUCUUGGUGGAACAACUACAACCUCAGCGCCAGAAAGUUCCACUCUGCCAGAGAUUAUUGAAACUACUGUAUCACCGACUUUUGAAUCCGAUACGAUUUCUAGUAAGCAAACCUUUACGCGACACAAAUUUGGUGCAUCAUCUAAGGUCGCGGAAGAUACCUCCAGUCAAAUAAGAUCCAAAGUUCUUGGUGGAACAACUACAACCUCAGCGCCAGAAAGUUCCACUCUGCCAGAGAUUAUUGAAACUACUGUAUCACCGACUUUUGAAUCCGAUACGAUUUCUAGUAAGCAAACGUUUACGCGUCACAGAGUUGGUACGUCAUCUGAGGUCAUAGAAAAUAACUCGAAUCAAACAAGGUCCAAAGUUCGAGGUAGUCCUACUACAACCUCAGCGCCAGAAAGCACCACUCUGCCAGAGAUCAUUGAAACUACUACGUCACCGACUUUUGAAUCUGGCAUAGAUUCCAGUAAACGAAACUUAAUCCAUCACAGAGUUAGUUCGUCCUCCGAGAUCGUAGAGGACAUCAGUACUGAAACCAACUCCGUAAUUAAUGACAGACCAUCUACAACCGCACCACCGGAAAUCUCUACUCUCUCUGAAAUAGAUAAAAUUACAGAAAUGCCGCAAUUUGAAUCCGAUAACACUUCCAGUGGGCACACAUCGUCUGAUCCUUUUGGAACUUCUCCUACCUUAGACCCCACCACUGAGCAAUCUACAUCGGAAAGUGCAACAACGCCAGCCAUCCAAAAGGUAUAUGCAGCUCGAAAAGAAAAUAGUACGAAUAAUCGCGCAUUCCAAGAAACCUCCUUUGCCGCGGCAGAAAUCAGCGAAGAGGAAUCGGGCAAAACCACACUAAGCCCAGGUUCAAUAGAAGUUGGCAUAAGAGUCCCUGCAACUAAAAAUCGUGCUCAAACGGCACACGAAUAUGUUCUGAAAGGUAAUGCGCAUAGCAAAUCCACAACCUCUAAUGGAAUUACUCAAAGAAAUUUACAGAAGACAUCAAAUCGAAAAACAACAACUCAUACAUACGAAUAUGAGAAAUCAUUAGCCACUGAUAGUAAACAAUCAAGUAAUUCUAAUGAAGAUGCUAAUGAAAGAAGUCAUACGUUAGAGAGCCGCUUUGACUUCACAACUGAAACUUCCCGACGACGCACCACACAUCGAGGUAAUUAUCGGCCACGAGCGGAUAAGGACGAUUUGUCCUCAUUAUUGGCAUUAGAUGAGAAUAAACACCGACCCUACAACCAUACUCAGUACAACCUCGGCAAUCGGGUACACUUGGAUGGAAUAUACAAAGAAGGAGGAAAUAAAGAAUCAUCAGCCGAGUUUAGUUUCCGUCCACCAAUCGCCUCACAACAGGAAAAAAUCAGCACUGUACCACAUGCUGAACACGAUGGUGUCAAAGGGGGAACCAAUAGUAUAAACGCCCAUGAAGUAACGUCAACAGAUCUAAGCGGAAAUAACAGAAGUCGAUUAAAUUCCAGCAAUAGAAGAACUACUGUAAUUAGAAGAAGAAUAAAUAGCAGCAGGAACACCACCAAAGCACUCAAUGAAACGGCUGCAGUUUAUGGAGCAAAGCAUCGUGACUUAGGCGUCAAAAGGAAUAAUGAAACUGCCACCGAGUUGAGUUCUACAAAGCUUUUUGCUAAAGUAAGAGAUUCUCAAGACAAAGGAAGCAAUAAAUUCAAUAAAAACAAUGAAAACAUUACUGGAUCAUUCACGUCUACCCAAUAUUUACAUCAAGAAGGAGACAAUUUAAAUGAAACUAAAUCUAAUUCUGCUCAGUCGGGUUCGAAAUCAACAAAACAAGUGAGCAAUGGCUCAACAACUGCAAGCGAGCCCAAAGUCGAUUCAAAGAAAGUAAAUAUAGAAGAGAAAGAAAGUUCCACAAACAUUAAAAAGGUUGAAGAUGAUGUUGCUCCUAUUGGGGAAUAUGAAAGUAUAUCUGCUGAUAUGAGAAAGAAUAAAUCACCUGCUGAUUCUACAACAAAGCAAAGCCUUGAAAACGGCACCAACUCUGAUACAGAUUCUUCAACAAAUUCAGGACACCUCAGCCUAUUUUCCCAAAAUAUAAAUGCAGUAAAGACUGGAACCAAUUCGGCAUCCCAGACUGCAAGUGACACUGAGCAUAGGGAGGGAGAGCAUGACUAUACUGAACAAGGCUCAAAAACCAAUGUGAACCAAUUCACUAAAUUAGCAGGCAGCCGUAAAAAUGUUGCCGCUGAAGAAUCUUAUGAUGAAGGAAGCUCAGAUCUGUUAGAGAAAACUGAAGUUAGUUCGGCAUCUCAGAGUGCAACUAAUACGAAGAAUAGGCAGAGAGCGCAUGGCGAUUUAGUACAAGGCUUUAAAACAAACCAAUUCACCAAAUUAACAAGCAACCGUUACAAUGAAGCCGCAGAAGAGCACACUGGUGAAACGAACGCAGAUCUACCGGAUGGAAGAGAGAGAACAGGUUUGGCCAACAGCCGAACUUCAGGCCGAAAAGCUUUCAGCGCUCGUUCUAGAAUUGGCGCACGUGCGCAAUAUACAGGCCAAGGCAGUUCCAGAACUACGAACCGAAUUGGCGGCUCUGAUGGAAUUUCUAUUAGAAAUGAAAUAAAUGAAAACGAAACUAAAACUGAAACGACUCAAACGCGAGUCUACAAUACGGCUAGCAAUACACAAAAGACCAUUAAACGUGUUCACACAAAAACGGUGCAAAAAGCUGAACCUGAAUAUGAGUACGUCUAUGAGGUUAUAACAGAGAAGAUACCGCCUAGCACACCGCGGCCUGUAACACGAAACCGUGGUGGUGUACGCUUCGGAGACUCCGAUUUAUCCUCACUCCUUUCAUUGGACUUUGCACCAAAAUCAAAACGAAGGGGAAAUGGAGAGAAAACAAUUAUCAAGACUAGAAGGAAAUUAAUAAAAAAGCCUGCAACAAUAAUUGAAAGUGAAAAUGUUGAGGAAUAUGAAUACGAAGAAAGUGCCAGACCCCAACGACCAAUAACAACUGAAGCGGCGCCAACUACACGCCGUACUAGACCUACAAGGCCUCUGCGUACGACAACAUCAACGACGCAAAGAGCUACGGUUACCGAAAAAGAAGAUGAGCUAGAAACAACAACUGAAACACCAACUUCAAUAACCAGAAAAGCUUUUACAUUCAAGCGACCACUUUCCAAAGGUUCAAGAGCACCAACUAAUGUGAAACCUAGUAUCACGGAAAAAGUGUUCUCAACCACUGAGGCAGUGACACAAGCAACACGAAAGGGUUUCGCUUUCAAAAGACCACUUUUAACGACUACAACAACUACUGAAUCAGCAUUCACUAUGCCAGUAACCAAUACAGAAAGCAUUCAAACUACACUUAGGCCAGGAUUACGACGAAAAGUUAUAAAAUUGCAAAGACCUUUGAAUAAAAAAGUAACCGUGAAAUCUAAAGAUGAAACAAGCACACAAGAAACUGACGAAAAAAUUACCGUUCAUACUGGUGUGCAACAAACCUCAAUUGCUUCGAUUGAGCUUCCCAUAACCAACGUUACUGAAAAUCUGUCAACGACAACUACAACGCAGCCCGUUAAAUCAACCUUGUCGGAAACUUCUGCCAUAACUAUUACAACAAAAGAAGUACCGACUACAACAAGACCCACUGAAACAACUCUGGAGCAGACUUCCAAACCUGCCGAUGAUUCCUUUGAUCUCCUCAAGAAACAAUUCUCUAACGCUAUAGGCAGACUUAAGCAAAACGGUGAAGAAAAUAUCAGCUCAAAGAGCGAAACAACGAUUUUAACACAGACAACCCAAACAAAGACGACUAGUGGAAGUGGUGUGACUGAAACAGAUUUAAAAAUAGGAAAUGAUGUUACUCGUUUGGAGUCAAUUUCACAACUGAAUAAUGAACUAAAUGAAAAUGGAGAAGAUUAUUCCCUCUCUUUGCCUAUAUAUCACAGAAGAAAAUACUACCAAUACUAUAAAGAUUCACCAGUUAUCUAUAUAGGAAAACCGCAGCCACCACCUUCAGCUCAAACCAGCAACGUCGAUAUCAAGAAACAAAUACAUGAAGUAUUUAACAUAAGUAACGACAGUAACAUAUCUGUUGCUUCUGAAGAAAGCAAUGCCAGUAAUGAAGCUGUGGUAGACUCCACGGCAGGCAGUAGGGAAGAAGAUCAUUUUUUAUUGGAAACCCCCGGGUCAGUGUCAUCUGGAGAAGAAUUAAUCGAUGAUCAAAACGCAAAAGCCGAAUUGAAACAGAUAUUUGCUACAAACAGUGUUCCACAAACAACAGCAAAGAAUUCGGCAAACGAAUACACCAAUAACUUAGACGAUGAAAGCAGCAGCGAAUUAUCGCAUCGUGUUGGUAAAACCUUUAGAGAACAAAACUCCACAAUUACAAAACUUUCGGCCCUUAAACCCGACUUAGAUUCUGCCCAAGCCAAUCCCACUACUAAAACAAUAUUACACAAUGAGACAUCAACCAUUAAAAUAACAAUACUAGAGCACGACUCAAAUAAUCGCACCGAAGAUUCACGCGCCUUACGAAAUUACAUACAAUUAAAUCGCAUACGUACAACAACUGAAAGUCCAUCUGAGGAAACCACUACUACCUCAGAAAGUUCAACAAAGCGAGCCUUCAUUUCGCUAUACAAACUGCGUGCCAAAUCUACAACUGAAAGCCCUACUAGACAGUCUCCGACAUCAACAGUAGAAGAUACGAAGAACUCGGGUACUAUAAAUAAUGAAGAAACUAAUAAUGAAAACUUUGCCAGUUCGACAAGCCGACGUACUUUAAAUCGAUUUAUAAAACCAACCCCUCGAUUGUCAACGAAAAAGUUAGCGGAAGAUCAAUUAAAAGAGGAAUCCACUUAUAAUGAUCUGACCACACUUACUGAUCGCACUGUUAAUAGUUAUAGUUUAACAAAAAAUUCGGCGAAUGCCAUAACACGCGAUCCUCCAGAAACAACAACUAAACGAUUUUUAAUUGGAAUCAACAGUCUAAAAUUUAGAACUAGUGCUGCUAAAACUAUAGAUGAUGAAGGAGAGAGCGAGGAAGAGUUAACGGAAGACAAUGUAGUUAGUACAACACGACGCCCUUCGUUUUCUUUAAACAGAUUUAGAACUUCAACUACAACAGAAAAAUAUGUAGAAGAGCAAGAAGAUGAAGAGAACAGCAUACUAAAAAGAACGUCAACAAUAGGAACAACAAGACGGCCGUAUAGUGCAAUAAAUAGACUGAAUUUAAAAUCAACUACACCGAAAACUGAAACCGAGGAAACAGUGGAAAGUUCAGUCGAAGAAAACUCGAAUAAUUACAAUGAUUCUGAGCGCCGCGUUCUAUUAACUAGACAUGGACUUCGAAGCACAACAGAAAAAGCUGCAGAAAACGAAAAUACUAUCUCAACAGUGAAUGAAUAUAGUUCUUCGGUAUCAACUCGUCGGCCAUAUGCAUCAAUAAAUCGUAAAGGACUUACAACCUCGAGCGAGUCUGAAGUUAAGACAAAAACCGGAUCAACAAUUGAAAUUUCUAGUACUGAAGGAUCAGCGGAAAAUGUUUCCACACGAAAAUAUACAACUAUAAAUAGAUUAAGGGACAAAACUUCUACAGCGAGCCCUUUGAAAUCCUAUGGCGACGAAGAAAAGAAAACUAAGGACGACGAAGAGGAAGAAGUAGAGCAAAACGAAGACCAUACGACCAGGCGUACGUACUUGGCUUUAAAUCGUUUACGCACAACCACUGAAAGUACAGAGAGUCUUGUGUUAAACGAAGAUGAAGCAACUGCGAACGCAGAAAACAACUCCAGCACUCUUAAUAGUACCGAGCAAGAAGAACAGUACACAACGGAAACUGUGGUCGUCAAGCAAGUGGAUGAAGGCGACAACGAUAAGCUUCUGAGUACUGAUCGUCAUGAUAAUACAGAAGUUGAUGAAGUUUCUACUACAGAAUAUACCACAGAAAGUGAUGGUGUAACUGCUACACCACGUCGUCCUAUUUUGAUAAGAAAACGAAUCCACGCUUCAACCACAGUUAGUACACCCGUCGAAGAAACCGUAAAUGAAGACAAUGAUACUACGACUACAGAAUUUCCUGGUCGUCGUAGGUUAAUUAUUAGAAAACGUAUCAAAAGCUCCACCACUUCCGUUCCCAAAACUGAAGAUGCCACAAAAUUAAAUGAAGUGCAUAAUACUACUGACGAAUCCAGAGUUUAUAAAACUACACGAUUUAAUACCACGAACACAACUCUCGCAACAAGUACUACCGAUGCUGAAGAUACUACCACUCAGCCAACAACGCGUCGUGUGUUCUCCGGCUUUAAUAGGAAACAGUUGAGUACAACAACUCAGCCACCAAGAAAUUCAUUUACAAAUAAUGAAUCGGCAGACAAUACCGCAGACCCUUCAGAUGUUACCGUUCCUGAUCAGCCUGCUACUCAGCCUACAACGCGCCGUGUGUUCACCGGCUUUAGUAGGAAACAGUUGAGUACAACCACUCAGCCGCCAAGAAAUUCAAUAACAAAUGAUGAAUCGGCAGGUAAUACGCCAGAGGCUUCAGCUGUUACCGAUCCUGAUGAGCCCACUACCCAGCCAACAACGCGUCGUGUGUUCACCGGCUUUAGUAGAAAACAGUUGGGUACAACAACUCAAUCACCAGAAGAGUCGUUGACAAAUGAUCAAGACACGCAAUACACGACGGAGGCUUCAGCUGCCAGCAGCAAACUAAGCCUAGGGAAAACAAAUCGACACCGAGCGCUUCUAUUCCAAACGUCGCCUUCAUCAAAAUCGGAAGAAGAAAAGGAUAGCGAAUUGAAAUUGAAAGUUAGCGAAAAUUCGCAUAUAGUAGAUUCGACCACACGUCCUAAGUUUAUUACGAGUACCCAUACAAAUUUUAUAGCUUCAAGCAACGAUGAAGCCAAGUUAACACUUGGUGCAGUUACUCAAGACUCUACAACGACCCGCAGUUUCAAUCGGUUAAGUCGCAUCCGCACCACAACUGAAACGAGUGGGCCGUCAUUAGAAGAAAAUACUGAAGGGCCUACUGAACUAUACACACGUCGUUCGUUUAAAACAUUUAAUCGGCAAAAGGUAACCACUUCAGUGCCUGUUGAAACUUUGUCAACUGAACGCAAUUUGAAUGUCUUUAGCCAGAAAGCACGGCCAACUACUACAAAGCGACCCUUAUUACCAACAAUCAACAGGAAUAUCUACCAAAGAGCUGAAGAAGAUGAGAAUGAAUACAGCGACGAAUAUGAUGAUGUAGUAACGUCUGAUAAGCCAAUAUUCCAAAAACCACAGAUAUUUACAAACGUACGAACGCAACCAAAAUUUGGCACACUCCGUCCAUUAACUCAGCCUAGAGCAGAAGACACAGAAGCUUAUGACGAAUAUGAGGACAGCGAUGACGAGUAUGAAGAAAGCUCGAUUGAAAAUAAUGACCAAAUCCCACGGCGACCAAUUAGCCGCCCACAAGUCACUCGACCUUCGAACGAACUUCAAACUAGCCUGCAAAAUUUAAGAAAUCGUGUGAAAGAAAGUCAGACACGGAAUGAAAAUAACGAAGGGGUAGUAAACUCAAAACUGCAUGUGCUUCUGUCUAACAGAGCGAAGACUAUACAAACGGAAAAUAAUAAAAACUCUGUAAAUAAUGACGCACAAGACAAACAUGCCACCGACAAUACUGUAGAAGACAGAGACAUCAAUGAUGAAGACGAAGUCGCAUCAGUCAGUACUGGUAACGAAAUUGCCAGACCUGUUGUAAAAAAUAAUUUACUUAGUUUGUUCGCAAAUCGUAAUAAUACUAACCGUACCAGCACCGUAUCCAACUAUUCAAGUAGAACUAAAAUUAAUUUAAGUCCCAAGUCUAACAACACUCAAAUAACCGAUGAUGAUAGUAGAAAUGUAGAUACUGAAGCAGAAACUGAGGCUGAUAAUCUGAUAGAUAAACUUGAUUAUAAUGAUGAUGAAGAUCACAGCACUAAUGAUAAGGGUAAUGAAGUUAAUUCUAAACGACGUUUUCAGAAAUAUCAAUUCAACCGCUCACGAUUCUCAACUACUACAACAACUACUAUAGCUCCAACCACGAUAAAAACAUCUUCUAGCUUAUUCCCGUCCAAACAAUUAUACCAGCCAAACAAAAAUAGAGCAGCAACCACAGCAAAUCAGGUAAAUGCGUUAGUAGAUGAUGAAGAUGAUGAUGAAGAUGGGGAUAAUGACAAUGAUGAAGAAGAUGAAGAUGAAGACAGCACAACCACAACCACCGAAAGCACUCUGAGCAUUAGUCCAGCUCCCACACUGAAACGGAUACGGGUCUUGAAAUACCGUCGUCCAAUUGGCGGCUCAAGUACAUUUAGUAAUGCUACUUUAGUUAAUACUAGUGUUAGUGAUAGUAGUAAUUUCACAUUUUCUAGUGUUACUAAUACUACCAACACAGUCAGUCAAGGCUUAGAUACUCUCAACUCGCUUAGCCAAAAAGUAGGACGUACCAGGUUAGAACUUUUAAAUUCCCAAGACUCAAAUACAAAUGAAACUCAAAGCGAAAGUCCGGUAACUACGGAAACUAAACCCACUAAACGGUUCCGCAAAGUUAUACGCAAGUUAAUACGGCCAGUUAAUCGCACGAUUGAUUCAACUUUGACAAACGAAACUAAAUCAGACGACGCCCAAUCGGAAACAUCCCUUGCAGGACAAUCGCGUUUUAAUGCAACCCGUUACGGCUUAGGGCGAGAAGGUGUGGAAAAUACAUCAGAAAUCUCUUCCGAAAACUCUACUUCCAGCGACGGUAACCUUAAUAGCACAAGAACUAUUUUAUUUGGCAGAAGCAAUCGAGCUCGUUUCGGUAACCGAGUUACAUCGAGCAACAUAGAAAAAUCGUCUGAAAAUGAUGAUGGUGUGUUUGAAGCAGACAGUCAGACAGAAACUGAAGAGGAUAGUGAAAAUGUAACAGCAAAUCCUCCACCAACUGUCUUUACACGAGCAAAAGCUAACGGCACUAGUUCAAGUGGCAUAAUUUUACCUUCACGACGACCAUUUGUAUUGACGCGUGUAAGUAGCCGAACAAAAGCGCCCGAGGACGUAGAUGUUGCCGAUGAAAACGAGAAUAAAGAUGAAGAUGAAGGUGUAGACACUAAUGCAGGCGAAGAAGGUGAUGAGGUGCAGGAAACAUCGACACCGGCUGUAGAGCAAUAUACUGGUAUUCCACGCAAUCGCCUAACUAAACUCACAUUCACACGUAACAAUCUUACAAAGAGUGCUGAGACUAAUAUCAGUGAGACAGCAAUUCAAGAAGAACAAAGACCAGUUGUUGCAACUACCCGUCUCAGAAAAUUACUGCCUGAUGUCACAACAGAAACUAUAAUAACAACUAAUGAACUAGAAGAAAGUGAUGAUAGAAAAUCCAGUAAUGUUACACAAGCGAAAACCGCAUUACCCAGGCGUCCAUUCGGUCUGGCCUCUCGGACUAAACCAACACAAAACGAAAGUGGAAAGCAAACUGAAGAAGACGAAGACGAAAAUACAGAUGUAACAACGGCACGUACUCCUCUUUCUCGUCCUACUUUCCGAAGAAAAUUGGUCGCUAGACGCCCAUACACUCCACCAAAAGUGUCUGGUAUCACGAUUUCAACAACAAUUCCUACAUCACCGAAGCCAAGAAGAAAGUUUGUACGGCGCAAAUUCGGUCGUUUCCACCCAUUCAAUGCCGUUAAUCGCAAUACCGGUGAGGGCUUUGUGCGUACAGAUCCACGAAGUCAAUUACUGCCAGAAACAAAACGCUUCCGAGUUGAGAACGGCAAGCGGGUGCCCAUACCGAACGGUGAGACUUUAAGCGAAGAUGAAGAAUACGAAGAAUAUGAAGAUGAGAGUGAAGACGAGGAAGAGGGAGAGUCGAAUACUGCCACAGACCAAAAUAAAUCCCAAAUCCCAGUUGUAACACUAAGACCAGUUACACGCCCCUCAAGCUUAUUCAAUAGACCACCAACCACGCUAUUAAAAACGAUUAAAACAAAUGAAGAAGAAAUCGAGGAAGACAAUGAAGAAAUCGAAGGUGGGGAUGAAGAUGAAGAAGAUGAUGAAGACGACGAGGAAGAAGAAGGAGAAGAAGAAGAAACACAUGGAUUAGACGAUGCCACAAACCAAACAACACCUAAGUUAAACACACCUGUACUCCGAACUAAAGAUAAUCGUGUCCCACCAGGUUCAAGGCCAGCUCUACCUGCAUCCUCUACACAUACUUCAGGUAAUGUGCCUUUUAACGGAAGAGGACGUCAGCCCUCCUCGGGUUCUAGUCGCUUUGGCACAAGCACGUCCGGCAAUCGUUUCGGCUCAUCUCCGCCCAAUAAUACACGUGCCACAAAUAGACCGCGCAUUGUGAAUCUGCCACAGGGUGUGGUACCACCAAAUCUGCCACUUAAACCAAUUGCUACCUCUUUCGAACGCACUACGCCGGUAAUUCCAACUAAACCGGCACCAUUUAUACCAACCAACACACGCUCAUAUGAGCGUAAAUACACAGCCACCUCCACAGAGACACCGGAAAAUUAUAGCGAUAACUCAUUUAUUGAAGAUUUAAAUAUUGAAGCACUAAAUGCACGCAAUAAAAAGAUAUUCGAUAUCAACAGCAAAAAACACACCACCCUUAAACCGAAAAUUGUCAUAUCAGGUGGCAACCAAACACCAACAGAUCAACAACAAGAUACACAAGAUCACAUCCAACAAAACACAGAAACUGAAGACGAUGAUGAAUACACUUCAAUUGUGGAUGGUAAUCAAGGUUACAUAACCACAACACCACGCACACCCGCCCCCGGCGACACGAACACUGAUUAUUAUAUCAAUGCUAAUGAAAUCUCUUCACAGGACAAUGAGCCAGGCGCUGAACGUACUGUAUUCACGACGCCUCAAACGCCUACCACGACUCUUUUGCACGUUUUCACGCUGACCGAGGGCGAGCAGACAAAUCGGCCACCAACAGCAAGUGCCAAUACAAUUGGUCGAUUUGUACCUGAGAGAGCACGUCCCAAGCACAAGGUGGUAGAGAUUAAUCGUAUUGUUGAAAUUACCUCGAAAGAAGACAAGCUACGUCGCAAAUCAAAGGCAAAUCAAGAGUUUCUCAAACCGAUUGGCACAUCGAACGUAAAGGUCGAGUCCUUGCCCCAUGUAGAGCAGCUGGGCGAAAUCAGCGUUGUGAAAUUUGUUCAUCUGGUCGAUGGUAGUGACAUUUCCAUUGAUGGUCACAGCACGGUAACUGAUUACACGCCCACAGAGCCAACUGUCUCAAUACCGGUACGAAACUCUUUACCCGAUGGUGGGCCAUAUUAUGUGCCCCAGUACGCUUACUCUACGGAAAGUGCACAAGCGCGAACUACAUUGGAACAGCGGAAUGGUAAAGCACUGAUACCCGAAGUGAUACGCAGUGCAGUAGAGACUUCGACUAUUUCCUUGGAAGGUCUAUUCGAUAGUGGACGGAAAGGUAAAGAAUUAAAUUCUGUAAAUAGUGUGUACUACAUUUUCGGAUCAAAUGACACAAUUUCAACUAGUACAGUUAGCGUAAACGAGAACGAAACUCAAAACUCAAAAGCCACAACUCUAAGUACAAGUACGAGUACGCCUUUACCGACUUCCUCGACAUUAUUAACGACCACUACUACUGAGAGUGCUUUGCCCCUAAUCCCAAUUAGUGAUAGCAUAAAUAACAUUCCUAACGAAGCAUUCCCAAAUUUAGAGUCCACAACGAUUGUAGGCAAUAACUUUGAUGAUGAAACCACAACUACCAUACCGAACGUGUCAAGCACAACCACUGAAGCAACUAUCACUCAAGCUGAAUCUGUGAAUGAUGUUAACAACAAUCUCUUGGAAACAACCACAUCUAAAACGGUAGCAACGGAUGAUCCAACAAGCGUCGAUACCGCGGUGAAGUCCAGCACAUACGUAAGACCUGUUGUACCACUACCCCUUUUACGCCCUGAAUCCAAUGAGUCCUCCCCCCUAAUAAUAACCAUAGCCAAUCUUGACAAAGUUAUACUCAGUAAAGUAGAUCGCACAAUUUCAGCCGAAAGCAAGUCGGCAACAAACACUGUCCCAUUCCCACAAACGACUACGCAACCCCAGUUAGCAGAACCCAGACCCACUGACUCGAGUGCAGAAUUCUCAAGCCGUUUUGCCUCUGUAGUUGAGGCACCCACCAAUCUCAUACAGGAAUCAGGUGCUACAACCCACCACAAGAGUAGCGAUGUAUCUAAGAAUGAAGUACAAAGUGUUGGUAGUAGUAAUGGCACUUCUGUAGAUGAUGCUAGUGUUAGUGCGAGCAGUGCGAGUAGCAUAAGUAGUGGCAGCAUAGUAAAAGAAAUGGUAAGCUUUAGUACUGAAACGCACGUAGUGCGAAAGAAGAAAUCGCGUAAGCACAGGGCGCGAAAAAUGAGAAAAUCGAGAAAGCGCACCACGACAAUGUCACCAACUGACGCCCCAGCAGUGACAAUAACACCGAAAAUAGUCAACAACGAAGAGGGGUACCAAAGUAGUAGCAACAGCACAAGCGUAACCGAGUCUUCGACAGCAAAGACGACGCCCAGAGUAAGGGUCGUGAAUAUUACGUACUGCCGUACUGACGAGUUCGCUUCCAUCGUCUUUCAGAUCCGUACACCGACUGCAACGACGGUUGUAACAGCAACAGCGCAAACGCGAAGACCGGUACUGAGCGUACGUCGGCGCAAAAUCAAUUCACCGAACGCUUCAUCAGGUAUAGCCUACCAGACGGCUACGACUACAAUCCAAACGGCAACUACAACUACAACAGCAAACACGUUCGCUUCGAAAAAUGAUGAGCUACAAAUAACAACAACGGAAUUACCAACGACCUUUAAUAAACAGCAGCAGCAGCAACGUAAUCGAAAUAAACUGGUAACACCGGCCGCAACAGCAACAACCGAACUAACAGCACCUGCAACGAUCACAACAACACAGUUGUCAACAGCAUCAGCAGCAGCAAUUACUUUGAACAGCGAUAUUGCCAGUGGUGCCAGCAAUCAGAAGAGUUAUCUAAAUACAAAGUAUAGAGCAAAGCUUUCGGCAGCCACUUUGUCAACAGGCGCAUCACCAACAAUAGUCACAGAAACACCAGCUAUCCAAGGAGCGGCAGCAGCUACAGCACCAGCCACCUCUGUCGUCAAUGACAUCAUACAAAACGCAAAUACCAACACCAAACAACCGUCGACUGUGUUGCGACGAAAAUUCCAAGCACGACGUCUUAUUACAACAACAACUGCAAACCCCACAGAUGAUAAUGCUACCGAACAGCCUCGCACUCAGAACCCACUCUUCAAACGCCGCUUUUCGCUCACCGCCAACUCUCCCUUCACUGUCGGUACCAUAAUUUCAACAAGUACAAUUGCGCCUACUGACACGCUCACCACAACACUCUUCGUAGAUGGGUUCGAUGUCGAUGAUGCCAGUGAUCAAGUGGCAAAGUCGAGUGUGCAUACCAAUCGUUUCAAUCAAUUUGUCCAGCAUUCCGAAGACAAUGAAGAACUACUUUCUCGCCGAGAAUUAACCAGCGGCAUCAAAGCAUCGCCAUUGAAGCCAUCACUAACAACCAAAUCAAAUUUGCCAAUUGAGCCAAAUCACACGUUUGUGGAGUCUUUCACACGACGCAUGGGUACCAUAGCUGCCACCACUGAAUUUACUGCUCCCAAACGAAAGUCGGUCGGUGUUAAGCGAAGGCCACAAAAAUACACACCUCCGACACCGCAAACGCCCACAGAACCAACAACAACGGGGCGCGGCCAGGCUGUAAGCCGUAGACGCCCCAACAAAUAUGCCGCCGGCGAUACUUUCGAUAGACUAAACGGCAAUCAGGCGGUGCCAGCAAAGACACCCAGCCACAGCAGCCAACGACAGGUUGUGGACUACGACUACUAUGACGAUGAUAAUGAGCGCGUCAUUGGGAAUACGGAUGGACAACAGUUGAAGGUGAUUUUACAUGGACGCGGCAUAAUCGAGUGUCUGGAUCAAGGUAAUUUUCCGCAUCCACUCUCAUGCCGGAAAUUCAUUUCCUGCGCGAAAUUCGAAACGGGCGGAGUGGUGGGCUGGGAAUAUACCUGUCCGAAGGGGCUGAGCUACGACCCAGUAGGCGGUAUGUGCAAUUGGGCGGCUGGUCUCGGUUGUAAGGAGUGAUUGUCAGCAACAGCAGAUUAAAAUUAAUAGAUUUGCAAAAACAUAUGAACACAUACGAUGUACUAUAUGAUGUUUUAUAUGUAUGGAUAUAAAAAAGCACAAAUAUGCAACCGGCGAAUUAAUGCAAUACAAAUACUCAUUAAAAUCUCACAUUUGGAGAUUGACUUCCCUGAAAAAACGCAUCCUCAUUUCACUUAACAAAACUGAUUUCAUUGAAAUUCAUGGAGAUAUUUUAUAGUUGUAAUAAAUUUUUGUGAUUAUUGUUUCUUUCUCCGUAGUAGUCUAAGAAUAACUUUAAGUUUAAGCUAAAACUGUUUAUACGUAUUUAGUUGAUUGUUGACAAAUUAUUGUGAACAAAUAUUUAAGUAGAAUUAUUUUUAUUUUUUGGAUUUUUUCAUACUUACAACGAAUUAUAUUUCUACCUUUCUGCGCCUAUGUUCUAUAAAAUAAUAAUUUAUAAUCAAUAAAA
Anastrepha ludens (Mexican fruit fly) is the source of this 22737-nucleotide messenger RNA. Its product is annotated as mucin-19-like. NCBI's taxonomy places the organism in Eukaryota, Metazoa, Arthropoda, Insecta, Diptera, Tephritidae. Gene Ontology annotation, cellular component: extracellular region. The coding region runs from base 210 to 22268 and encodes 7352 amino acids. Gene Ontology annotation, biological process: chitin catabolic process; carbohydrate metabolic process. The record is from RefSeq and is a predicted model, not a curated record. Gene Ontology annotation, molecular function: chitinase activity; chitin binding. The transcript is spliced from 14 exons.